This is a messenger RNA of Trichomonas vaginalis G3, 903 nucleotides long. RefSeq names its product protein ubiquitination. Bases 1 to 903 code for a protein of 300 amino acids. The transcript has a single exon. The record is from RefSeq and is a predicted model, not a curated record. Lineage: Eukaryota; Parabasalia; Trichomonadida; Trichomonadidae.
AUGGUAGUUAUUGGGUUGAAUAAUCAAAUACUUCAGAGAAUUAAUGAUUACAAUACAUCAGAUAAAGUAGUAUUGUCAAUAAAUAAUGUCGAAAUAACAAUCAACAAGUCUUUCGCAGUUGCAUUUUCGAAAACUUUUUACUCACAGUACUUGUUAGACAAUAGUACAGAUAAAAUCGAUGCAAAUACAGACAUUGAAUCACAAGAUACAUACAAUAUUUUGAAAGACAUCCUUCAAUACAGGAAAACAGAGUUCGAAUGCAACGAAACAAUUUUGAAAGAUCUCUUUCACAUCGGUCUCAAACUUGAGAUGCAAGAACUUAUUAAUUUAUACGAAACAUACGUCAUCGAUAAAAUGGAAAUUAACAAAAACAAUUGUUUUCAAAUUCUUGAAUUUUAUAUUGAUAUUUCAAAAGAAAACAAAAUUUCAAAAUGCAUUGAUUUCAUCUCAUCACAUUUCUUUGAAAUCAACUUAGAACAACUCAAGUUAAUUUCCAAUAAACUUGGAAUUGACAUUAUUAAACGGAUUACUAGUAAUAAUUUACUUGCAAUUAAAGAUGAGGAUUCAUUUGCCAAAUUCAUUCUUUCUCUAAUUGAACAAAACGAAAUAUUCAAUCCGUUGAUCGAAUAUAUUCGUCUUGAAUUUUGCACUUUUAAUAUUAUAGACAAAAUAUAUAGUUUGGCAAAUUCAAGUAAUUGCAUGAGUUUUCUCAAAUAUUUCCAUGAUUCAUUGUUGAGAUCCAAUAAUAAAAAGCAAAUAAAUCCGAGAUGUUUUAAUCCAGAAGAUUUUCAAUCGAUGAUAGCAAACUACAAAGAUUCAGAUGAUUUCAGAUGCAUUUACCGAUUCUUUGAACGACUUUCAGAUAAUGAAUACAAAGAUAUUAUUAGCAAAGCAUGCCAAUAA